AUGUAUGAGCAUGUGGGCGUUGACGAUGAAGGGCUAUAUCUUGACCUUGGUCCCAACUACCCUCCACCUCCCCCAAAUCCUAAAGCUGGCAAUAAAGGAAGGGAAGCUGAGAUUUCUGAGGAUGAAAUCUGCUCUGAGUCAGAUGAGAGUUCUGAUGAUGAGUCUGAUGAAGAGAUGGUUACAGAUAGAGGCCCUGAACCUAUGCUUGAUGUCAAUUACGACAAGAAGAACCCACCUAUGGAUGUAGGCACUUUGUAUUCAAACAUGAAAGCAUUUAAGAUUGCUUUAGCUUCUUAUUCUGCUAAGCAUGAGUACCAUUACUUAGUUGAGAAGAGUGAUCCAGGGAGGUAUAGGGUGCACUGCAAAUUCAAGGAGGAGCUUGAUUGCCAAUGGAGGAUUCAUGCUUCAACUCUGAAGGAUGGUGUGACAGUUAAGGUGAAAAGGAACCCACAUCCUCAUGAUUGUAAGAGUGCUAAGAGGGUUGGUGUGUGUGUAGGGAUCACACAAGAGUGGGUCUGCAGUAAAGUGGUAGACUGGCUGAAGGAAGAUGGCAACAUUCGGAUAAAAGAAUUGAUUAGAAGAUUGAAGAAUGAGUACAAAGUUAAUGUGCCAUACAGGAGAGUGUACAAAGGUAAAAAUCUUGUCAUGGAUCAGAUUUAUGGACCUUGGGAUAAAAGUUUUGACAAUUUGUUUAGGUUUAAGGCCCAGAUAGAGGAAUCUAGUCCUGGAUCAUUUGUUAUCAUUGAUCAUCACACAAUCAGCAAUAAGAUCAGGUUUAAUAGGCUAUUCUUUGCAUUGAAAGCAUGUGUAGAUGGAUUUCUUAGAGGCUGUAGACCAUAUCUUGCAGUAGAUAGCACUUUUUUAAAUGGAAGGUUCAGAGGACAGUUGUGUGUAGCUUGUGCAGUAGAUGGACAUAACUGGAUGUACCCAGUAGCUAUUGGUGUAAUUGAUUCAGAGACUAAUGAGAAUUGGGUGUGGUUCAUGGAGAGGUUAAAAGAAGUAAUUGGAUCCCCAGAUGGACUGACCUUCUGUACAGACUGUGGCCAAGCAGUGAUGAAUGGGGUCACUGAAGUUUUCCCUGAAGCUGAACAUAGGGAGUGCAUGUACCACUUAGUACAAAAUUUCAAGAAAAGAUUCAGUGGCAAGGUUUUUGAUGACCACUUAUGGGCUGCCUCAUAUUCAUGGAGCCCAUAUUUGUUCAACAAGCAUUAUACAGCUAUGGCUCAAGCCAAACUUGAGGCAAUGGUGUAUCUACAUGAAAACCACAAGAAGCUUUGGACAAGGAGCCAGUACAGGACAGGAUCAAAGGUGGACUAUGUCACCAACAAUCUAGCUGAAUCAUUCAACAAUUGGAUAAAGCCUGAAAAGGGGAAGAAUAUUGAUGAUUUACUGGAUAGUAUAAGACAGAAGCUCUUGAUUAAAUGGAAUCAUAAGAAGAGAGUUGCCAUGAAAUUCACAGGGAAGAUUCUACCUCACAUUGAGAGGAAACUGAGGGAAGACAGUUACAAUCUUGACAUUGAAGUCAUCACUGAUUCCCCUGAUGGUGUGGUAGAGAUUUGUGCUAAGGGUGGCAGUGUAUAUAGAUUUGUGGUCAAUUUACCUAAGAGAACCUGCACCUGUAGGGUUUGGCAAGGGUCAGGAAUCCCUUGCAAACAUGCUAUUGCCUACAUCACUUCAAUCCCUGGUGCUAAACUAGAAGACUAUGUGCAUGAUUACUAUUCUGUCGACAAAUUCAAAAUUGCAUAUGAAGGUUCCAUCCCUUGCAUUCCUGACAAGAGUAUGUGGCCCAACAGCACCCAUGGCUUCUUCAUGCACACUCCAUUACUUAGGGCAACAACUAGAGGAAGAAGAAAGAAUAGGAUGAAAUCAGCACUUGAAGGUGGCAGCAGCAGCCAGAAGGGAAACUCAAGGUCUCAUGAGUGCCCAAUAUGCCAUGAAAAAGGGCACCAUUGGUAUACUUGCAAGAAUGGCAAUCCUGAAGACAUAGCUGCAAUGGAGGCUCAAAGGUCUGGAACUAGUUCCAAUGACCCAAUACCAUUGCAGACUGUUUUCCUGGCUUCUUAUCAUGAGACCUCAGUUGGCACAGUACAGACAGACCCAGUGGACACCCUCCGUAUCAAGGCUCCUUAUCAUGAGACCUCAGUUGGCACAGUACAGACAGACCCAAUGGACACUCUCCUUAUCAAGGCUGCUACACCAAGGAAGAAAACAGAAGUUAAGAAGAAGCUGACACCAAAGAGGCUUCAAGUUGUAGCAGCCAGCCAAGCUACCCCAUCCAGCCCUUCUUCUAAUACAAGGAGCAAGAAGAAACUGCACCUGCAGUGA
Setaria italica (foxtail millet) is the source of this 2325-nucleotide messenger RNA. RefSeq lists its product as uncharacterized. Gene Ontology annotation, molecular function: zinc ion binding. The record is from RefSeq and is a predicted model, not a curated record. NCBI's taxonomy places the organism in Eukaryota, Viridiplantae, Streptophyta, Magnoliopsida, Poales, Poaceae. The transcript has 3 exons. Bases 1 to 2325 code for a protein of 774 amino acids.